Erythranthe guttata (spotted monkey flower) is the source of this 1583-nucleotide messenger RNA. RefSeq lists its product as uncharacterized. NCBI's taxonomy places the organism in Eukaryota, Viridiplantae, Streptophyta, Magnoliopsida, Lamiales, Phrymaceae. The record is from RefSeq and is a predicted model, not a curated record.
ACUGAGUGUAGUGUAUAUCAGUAUUGAUUCAUACUGUAUGCCAGGGUAGCACCGGAGGAAUGGCCGGAAAAAUCCUCCUCUUCCAUCCCACCUACAUCCCUCCGCCGCCGGCGCGGCGGUCCAUCGUCGCCUCCCGCAACGCCGCCUCCCAGAUUCCAGAUACUCACACCCCAUCAUUUCAAAAUUCCCCACUCUCAACUUUUUCAUCUGACAAAUUUAGAACCCUGAAAACAAUUUCCCGGAAUCCAGCUCGAAGUGUCGUCGCCAGAUCGCAAUUGAAUUUUCCGAUCAUUUCUCCGCACGAUCAAUGGGGCACCUGGACUGCGCUUUUCGCCGCCGGCGCUUUCGGCAUAUGGUCGGAAAAAACAAAGAUUGGGAGCGCAUUGAGUGGUGCAUUAGUGAGUACUUUGGUGGGUCUGGCAGCAAGUAAUUUGGGAAUUAUAGCAAGUGAAACGGCAGCUUAUAACGUCGUUUUGGAAUUUCUUCUGCCAUUAGCAGUUCCUCUGCUUCUGUAUAGAGCCGAUAUGCGCCGUGUAAUAAAGUCAACCGGCACACUUCUGUUAGCUUUCUUGCUUGGAUCAGUUGCUACAACAGUGGGUACUCUUGUAGCUUACUUUCUUGUGCCGAUGCGAUCACUCGGUCAAGACGGUUGGAAAAUAGCAGCUGCUCUAAUGGGAAGGCAUAUCGGUGGAGCUGUCAAUUACGUCGCUAUAUCCGAAGCCCUCGGUGUAUCUCCUUCAGUAUUAGCUGCCGGGCUAGCAGCAGAUAAUGUUAUUUGUGCAAUAUACUUCACCACUUUAUUUGCUUUGGCAUCUAAAAUACCCUCCGAAUCGUCAUCUCCAACACCUGGUAUUAAUGAAGAAUCGGAAUCGGAUAAUAAACUACCUGUACUGCAAACUGCAACUGCCGUCGCCGUAUCGUUCAUUAUAUGCAAAAUCGCCACUGUCUUGACAAAGCAUUUUGGGAUACAAGGAGGUACACUUCCAGCCAUAACAGCUAUCGUUGUUGUACUAGCAACCUCGUUUCCGAAUCAGUUCGCUUACCUGGCGCCAUCUGGCGAAGCUAUGGCACUGAUACUAAUGCAGGUGUUUUUUGCUGUGAUUGGUGCGAGUGGGAGCAUAAGGAAUGUGAUAACAACAGCACCGAGUAUAUUCUUGUUUGCCCUAAUCCAGAUUGGGGUACAUUUGGCUGUGAUUUUAGGAUUGGGGAAGUUGUUUAGGUUUGAUCUGAGGCUAUUGCUUUUGGCGUCGAACGCUAACGUCGGGGGCCCCACAACAGCUUGUGGAAUGGCGACCGCAAAAGGAUGGACUUCACUAAUUGUGCCUGGUAUUCUUGCUGGCAUAUUUGGGAUUGCAAUUGCUACUUUUCUUGGCAUUGCUUUCGGACAAGCUGUUCUUAGAUUUAUGUGAAGGAUUCAAUCAAUUUCAUUUGCCUUUGCUUUCUAGGAUAUAUUUAUUACAUUGAUUGAUUGGGGUUUUAUUCAAGAUUGGUCAGGCCCAAUUCGGACACGUGGCCCAUAGCCCACAAAAUUCCGAAUUUUAUUUAUUUAUUUUAGUAUCAAGAAUUUCAAUUUUGGAAUCUAA